AGCUGUAAAGGGAGGUAAUUAAAUAUAAUACUAGCUGUUCGUACUUUUGAACGCUUUCCAAGUUUCUCUUAUUUAUUUAUUUAGAGGCGGAGUUUUCUUCUUAUUGCCCAGGCUGGAGUACAAUAGCAUGAUCUCGGCUCACUGCAACCUCCGUCUCCUGGAUUCAAGCGAUUCUCCUGUCUCAACCUCCCGAGUAGCUAGAAUUACAGACAUCCGUCACCACGCCCGGCUAAUUUUGUAUUUUUAGUAGAGACGGAGUUUCUCCAUGUUGGCCAGGCUGGUCUCGAACUCCUGACCUCAGGUGAUCUGCCCGCCUCGGCCUCCCAAAGUGCUGGGAUUACAGGCCUGAGCCACCGCUCCCAGCCGUUUCUCUUAUUUAAUUCUUGGUGCAGAAGGAAAACUAAGCUCAUCACAGACUUACAAAAAGCCGGGUUUAAAAGAAAUCUUCGAAAUUAUCAUCUCGUUUCACGUUAAUUAACUGAGCCCGCGGUCACAAAGCUUCGCAACGGCAAAGCCAAAAGCAAGAUUCAUGCCUUUCAACUUUCUCACUACCCAAGUAGCACCGCAAGCCGAAUCCGCAGGGCAGUGCCAACAUUGUUUGCUACUCUUGCGCAGAACAAAAAUGCUAAUCACUGCAACUGCUUUACAUGAAAUUGCACCUAGAAAGACUUCAAAACCCAGAGGUACAUUAACUUUCCAGGCAAGUUCCUCCCAGCCUGUGUGCCACGAGUGAUUCCGAAUGUGGUGUGCCCUCUCCCAGAGUGCGAAGCUCGCGGGCGCUCAGGCUGCCGUUUGAAUGAACCCACGAGUGGGAGGGACGCACAAGCAGGGUUGCAAGCCCGGGGCUCGUGUGCAGACGCGGAGAUGCCAGGACGGGCUUCGCACUCGGAUCUGAAUGACCCUGGAACAGGAAUCACCCCACGCCAACAGCGAUGGGGGCCCCGCGGCACCGGCCCGACCCAAGGAGGCAGCAGCCCGAGAAGCAGAGCCCUGUCCCCAGUCCCCGGAACCUCGCGCCCCGCCGAGCCCGGCCCGGCCUGCGAAGUGGAGAGCACAGGCAGCCCCGAGCACGCCCGGUUGCAAAGGAGGCUCCUCGGAAAUCGCAGCCCAACCUUACCCCAGGCCCGUGUUCCAGGAGCCGCAGAGAAAGCGGGGCCGGCGGGAGGAGGCACGGGCCAGGACUUACCUGGCGGCAGCGGCCCCGCACCUCCUCCAACCCGGACUCAGUUGUAACAAGAACCUGAGGCCGCUGGAGAAAAGGAAAAAAUGCCGUCGCGGGCGGGGCGGACCCAGGAGCCUGCACGCAGCCCCGCCCCGCCCCGUCCGCGCAAACACGCGACCUCCUCAGCUCCCAUUGGUUUCUGCCAGCACUAGCCACACCCCUGACCGCCCCAGAUGGGAACACGGAGGGGCGGGGCCCGUCCCAAGUGCCCCUCAGGAUCUUCCCCUGCCGCUGCCUGAGGAGGGAGCUGCCCGGGACUCGGUGACACCUGAUGUGGCCUCCGAUAUCGACUGGGAGGUGGAAGAGAAAUUUGGGGAACGCAUCGAGAACCGUGGAAAAGCAACCUUCGCACGGGGCAACCUUCUCACGGUGCCCCCGUGAACCUUCACAGUUGGAUGGAAGUAAACUUGCCCUUUUUUUUUUUUUAUACCCCAGCUUUUAGCUUGAAAAUAUACAGAUUAGCCGGGCAUAGCGGCGGGCGCUAUAAUCCCAGCUACUUGGGUGGCUGAGGCAGAAGAAUCGCUUGAACCUGGGAGGCGGAGAUUGCAGUGAGCAGAGAGCGUACCACUGCACUCCAGCCUGGGCAACAAAGCGAGACUCCGUCUCAAAAAAAAAAAAAAA
This is a messenger RNA of Pan troglodytes (chimpanzee), 1843 nucleotides long. RefSeq lists its product as uncharacterized. NCBI's taxonomy places the organism in Eukaryota, Metazoa, Chordata, Mammalia, Primates, Hominidae. The record is from RefSeq and is a predicted model, not a curated record. The transcript is spliced from 2 exons. Bases 896 to 1603 code for a protein of 235 amino acids.